Aricia agestis (brown argus) is the source of this 3124-nucleotide messenger RNA. RefSeq names its product protein tramtrack, beta isoform-like (gene Mod(mdg4)). Gene Ontology annotation, biological process: regulation of transcription by RNA polymerase II. Lineage: Eukaryota; Metazoa; Arthropoda; Insecta; Lepidoptera; Lycaenidae. The record is from RefSeq and is a predicted model, not a curated record. Gene Ontology annotation, cellular component: nucleus. Gene Ontology annotation, molecular function: protein binding. The transcript is spliced from 6 exons. The coding region runs from base 171 to 1505 and encodes 444 amino acids.
GUCGCAUUUGCGUCAUCAGAACUCCAACAACGCUCAAACGGGGAGGACGUGGGAUGAAAGAGUGAAGUGCUUUGUUAGAAACAUUAUAAUUUAUUUAUUUUUCAAAUGUUUCUAAUAUCGGAAUCGUAAAGUACAAAGUAUUAGGAUAGGAUUAAUAUCCGAACGCCAUCAUGGCGUCGGACGAACAAUUUUCGCUAUGUUGGAACAAUUUCCAUGCGAAUAUGUCAGCAGGCUUUCAUGGCCUGCUGUCACGUGGAGAUCUAGUAGACGUAACAUUGGCUGCCGAAGGCAGAUUAUUACAAGCACACAAAUUAGUUUUAUCAGUAUGUUCUCCCUAUUUUCAAGAAAUGUUCAAAAUGAACCCAACUCAACAUCCCAUAGUAUUUUUAAAAGAUGUUAGUCAUUCGGCGCUAAGAGACUUAUUACAAUUUAUGUAUCAAGGUGAAGUUAAUGUUAAGCAAGAAGAAUUAGCGUCAUUUAUUAGUACAGCGGAACAACUUCAAGUGAAAGGUUUAACCGGUAAUUCAAAUGAAGAAAGUUCCACGCCAUCCAAACCAAAGCCGACCUCAAGGCCAGGCCCGAGGUCGUCACAACAAAGGCAAUCUGUUAUGACUAAGUUAGAGACUGAUUUAGAUUCUAAGCCCUCCUCAACUCCAGUAGCAAUUAAGAGACCAAAUAGGCCGUCAAUAGCAUCAAAUAAUUCAUCGUCAUCUCAAAGUGGACCUGCGAAACGGAAAUGUGUGGACCCUUUAGAAGCUGGGCCGUCAGGGUCAGCUAAAGACGAAUUUGUAACGAUACCAGAUGAAGAUGAAAAUAAUGCCGUGGCACCGAAAAUGGAACCCGAAUUUGUUAAUGAAAGUAUGUGGGAUGAAGAUGACGAUGGCACGAAUAAUGAUGAAACAAAUUUCGGCGAAGAUGACUCUAAUAUGGAAAUGACUGGCUUUGAUAGUUCGGCAACGGGAGAUGGUAAUCUUACUGGGACUGGGGAAGGUGGAGCUGUAGGUGAUGCACAAGUAUACUGGUCGGUGUCGCGUUACGGCAACCCUGUGCUGGUGGUGGGCGGGGAGCGGUUCCGGCGAGUGGGGCCCGUCGGCCGCGGCCGGGCCACCUGGCGCUGCAUCAAGUCCGACCACGGCUGCCGGGCCUACGUCAUCACACACCACGGCCUCGUCGUCGCCCUCGGCUACGACCACCAGUUCCACACCAGAAAGAUAAGACGACAGAGACGAAGGAAGGAGUUGGUGAACGGAUUCUGUGAACAGAUUUCGGUGGCAACCCGCCGGCGGAGGCGCCGCCCACGCUGGGGCUGCCGUUUCCCUUCCCGUGCUUCCCGGGCCAGUUCCGCUACUGCCUCAGUAAGCGCGGCAAGCCCGCCAUCGAGGUGGGCGCGCACCGGUUCUGCUUCAACGGGCGCGCGGCCAGCGGCAAGGUGUGGUGGCGCUGCUCGAGGAACCCCCGCUGCCGCGCCGCAGUGCACACCUUCGGCCUGCGCGUCGUGCAGAUGAACAGCGCGCACACGUGCGGGGUGCGCGCCACACCACUCAAACCAAUGUUCUAAACGGCAGGCUGAGAUUAUUCGCUCGUUCUGGUGUCGGUUCGUCGGUCUGCGUAUAAUGACGAAAGAUCCAGUAACCUGUUAAUCCAUACUAGUGGACCAGAGAUAUAAUUUGUUCCGUGAUUUGAGCCCAUAAUUCUGGUGAUACUAUUUGAUGGAUCUCAUGUCAGAAUGAGCGUGUAACUACUUACGACUUACGAGCCGCAUUCGAUGUAACUUAAUCACCACAAUUUCAAUACAUUGACCACCGGCAAAAAUUAAGCGAUGGCACAAAGAGCGUCCCAAACUAAAUUGAACACGUAUGAAAUUUGAAAUGCGCCUACGCGGGCUCGAUGUUUUCGAAACGAACGACUAAAAUUACUGUGAUCGUGCCUUCUCGCCGGUGGUCAGCGGUACGCUUCCGACAGUUUUAUAUCGGUGACGUGAUGUCGUCGAAGUACACGAAUAUACAGUUUUAUAGUGUCUUAAUAUAUAAAAAAUGACAAAUAUUUUAGGACACAGAUCUGGUUUAAUAUACUCGAAGAGAUAUCCUUAUAUUAUUUAAUAGACGGUAGCUCCUGUAUUCUAUUUGAAGUAUACGACUAGUAUUAUGACUCGGGACCGUUCGCGCACCGUGGACCGAUCCUCGGCGAUUUAUUUUGUUAGGGAAGCCUCUAUAGAGGCGUUGUAAAUAUGUUGUUGCAUAAUAAUCGACGACGGAAGAGUGACUGUGGCCAGUAUUUUUUUACAGUAUUUACAAUGUUUACGCGACUAAAGCACUAUUUACUCGGUUUAGGGCAGGCGCGAGUCUCCCGCCGGUCGGUCCCGAUCUUCCCGCGGCGGUCCCGCUGUAGACUCUCGUACAAGGUGAUAGUUCUCUUAUGAUAUUUUUAUAUAUUACUUUAAUAAAUAUUUUUACAACAUUAUUCGCAUUGUAUAUAGAACGGUUGUUGGGCGGGCUUCCACCCCCGCGCGGUCGGUUUCGGUUGUGUUUUCGGACGGAAUGUUUUGUUGUCGAAUCGUUGAUGGAUUUCAGAGUCGCGACUCGUAUACGAUAAGAGAUUGUUCCAACAGAUUUACACUGCGAUGCAUUUAUUUAAAUAAUUUUAAUCGAUAAAUACUCAAUGUAUACGUUUAGAUGUAAGAAUCGUUUUAGUGAGAUCUUUAUUUUAUUAUCGAGAGAUUAAUUUUUUGCAUUUAGUACUUAAGGAUACGUUAAUUUAAAGAUUUAUAUAGCCGAGGCUGUACUUACACAAAGACUUAUUUUUCGAUAACAAUAGUUAACCGCUAAGUUAACCACGAGGAGUACCAGUAUUUACCAUUGGAGAUGUAUACGAUAGUAUUAAGGCAACCCGCAAAGUAUUAUAUCGAAGUAUUACUUUUUAUUGUGAUAAGUUUUUGUUAUUUUAGAGGAAAGUAUAAUAGUACGGAUAAAGGUAGGCGCUCCGACCUAGCUGGUAGGUGCGGUAGGUGCGGUAGGUGCGGUAGGUGCGGUAGGUGCGGAUCACGCUCUAGCGCGUGCGAUAGUGAGAUCUGUUCUCUCUGUAUAGUGUAUAGGUACAAAGAAACGAAUAUAUUAUUGCGCUGAUA